Molecule: messenger RNA, 1002 nt
Organism: Salvia splendens (bonfire salvia)
Lineage: Eukaryota; Viridiplantae; Streptophyta; Magnoliopsida; Lamiales; Lamiaceae
Exons: 2
Coding region: 1-1002 (333 amino acids)
Molecular function (GO): nucleic acid binding
Source: RefSeq, a predicted model, not a curated record
AUGGAUAAUGGGCAGAGGCAAACCCUGCACUUGAGCAGCAAUAUCAAGAAUAAUGUGGUUCAGUUUCUACUCAAGCAUAGCCAUGAUGGAGUACUAUCAAGAGGGGCUGUAAUGGAGGCAGCAGAAGCUCAUAGCAUCAGUAGGAAGACAGUAUACAGGCUGUGGAAGGCAGCCAAUGAGCAGAUGCAAAUGGGAGAACCUGCAAUGAUGGAAGGAAAGGUUAAAGGCUAUCAUCAUGGAGACAUAUUAGAACUUGAUCAAGAAAAGGUUAGAAACUUAUCUACUCUUGAAAGAUCAUCCCUGAGGAAAAUGGCAGUAAAAUUGAAUGUGAGUAAGAGCACAUUAGGUCAUUGGGUGAAGCAAGGUAAACUAAGGCCACAUACAAAUGCAAUCAAACCUGCCCUCACCAAUAUGAAUAAGAUAGCAAGAGCUAGAUGGAGUCUUAGUCAACUUCAGCCACAGAUUAAUCAAGGUAGAGUUAAGUUUCAGAGCAUGCAUAAUGUUGUGCAUAUAGAUGAAAAAUGGUUCUAUAUGACCAAGGUAUCAGACAGGUACUACCUUUUGCCCGAUGAGGAUGAGCCAUAUAGGACAUGCAAAUCCAAGAGAUACAUCACCAAAGUCAUGUUUAUGUGUGCUGUCAAUAGACCACACUUUGGUAUAGAUGGGCAGUCCACUUAUGAUGGUAAGGUGGGAAUAUUUCCCUUCACUGAAGUUCUGCCAGCACAAAGGAGAUCAAGGAACAGGGCAAGAGGCACAAUGGAAACCAAAGUAAUCAAUUCAGUCACAAAGGCAGUGAUGAGGGACUGCCUUAUCCAAAAGAUUAUACCUGCAAUUAAGGCCAAAUGGCCUGUUGGGGCAAGUAAAGACAUCUACAUUCAGCAAGAUAAUGCAACCCCACACAUAACUGCCAUGGAUGCAGAUUUUCAGGCUGUUGCCAAUUCAGAUGGAUUUAAAAUCCAUCUGAUUUGUCAACCAUCUAAUUCCCUGACACAAACAUCUUAG